AUGAAGCAGUGGGAGGAGCUGUUAAUUUGGGGUAGCGGAGCACGGCGCCGCCUCGAUCAUGCGUGUUGCGCUCAUGAGAAAUUCUAUUUGACACUGAAGCUUUGGCGCGGGUCAUCAGUGCGAAGCCAUCGUGCCGAUCCGGGCCGGUUCCUCGACAGGCCGCUUGGACGCCAAACCUUGCUUGCAGUCCUGCCAUUGCGCGCGCGUACCAAGUUCUCCGGGCAGGCCACCGUGCGCAACGUCGCCGUGUCGGUGGCGCGGAAAGCGAAGGCCGCGCCGGAGGCCAAAGACAGUCGUGUGGGCCUGGGUGUUUCCAUAGACUCUGCGCGGAGUGCGCGCAACAUUUGCGCGACAGCGCGCAAUUUCCGGGGAUACCGAGAGCAGAGUCUAUGGGAUGACUAUUUACAAUUUGCCUUGAGCUUGGCGGAACAUCUGCGGUAUCAGGUUCGUGGAGCACCGGCCUUGCCAGAUCUGGCGCGCGUGCCACCUCUUCUGGAGGCCCUGCUGUUGUCACACAUGGGCUCCCAAGCGGCCGUGCGUAGUCUACUGGCCAAUGUGGAUCAAGAGCUCCAAGACGAUUUGCUAGCAACCCUGCGCAGCGAGGGAGAGCUGGACUCGAGCUACGAAAUUGCGGCCCAAAUUCUGGUCGCUGCAGAACAAGCCAGAAGCGGGGUGCCUUUCCCAAGGGAUUCGGAAAGAUUGCAAGGUCUGGCAGUGAACGGGUGGAUUUUGCAAGUUGCAAGUCCGCACGGGCAGAACAAUUGCUUGCUCGACGCGUUGCUCCUCGCGCUUGCUGCGCAAGGGUUGGUGCGCGAUGUUUCCCAUUUGCAGGCCGACGCCCGGCGAAUUCUUUGUCGGCAGUGUCGGCAGCAUUUGGUCCACGUGUUUGGAGCAGAGCUGGACGUUCGAAGAGGCGUCUACCCUUUCUUAAAUGCAGACUUGCACGCGGCAACUGCUGUGCAGUACUUGCACCUGCACUCCAACGAAGGUACUGCAGCCCGCCCAAACAUAGAGAUUCGGGUUUAUAGUAGGUUUGAUUCGACGGAAGUGGAUCCAGAUGAGAUGGGGAUCUAUGUGCCAGGCACGGGGCCCGCGCAUCACAUUUUGCGCCUCUACAAUCACACCACGGAAAGCUUGCAAGGUUAUCAUUUUGAUGCCUUGGUGCAAGCACCGGUGGGCCAGCCAACAGGGAACCCUGGCAGCACUGCCAGCCACACCACAAAAGCUCCAAGUUCUGCACACGAGCGUGACCCGCGGCGAACAACGACGCGUGGCGCGCUAAGACAGAGUGAGCCACAACCGCCCCUAUCAAGGGGUGGCACCGCGCAUGCGCGCGGGUCAGAUCAAGUGGCGCUGGAAAGCUUGCGCAAUGCUGGGUUGCAGGCGCUCGAUUCUAGUGUGAGCAAGGCUACCUUAAUUGACGCAAUGGUGCGUCUGCUAGCCUUUCACGAUCUCUGCCCUGCGGGCGUGGGUGAGUUGCUCUACGAAACAAUUCAAGAAUGUGGCCACGCUCGCUCACCCGCGGGAUCCGCUUCCCAUGAAAACUUGACGAAUUACAUCAGAACAGUAGCGCAGAGUGUCCUGAGUGCUUUGCAUAGACUCUGCGCGUCUCCGCGCACAGCGGCAGCGUUCGUCUUGCAAAUGUAUGACGUCACAUGCGCGCAACAACGCAAGCCAUUUAGCACGAUUACAUUUGGCCCUAAAGAAGCUCUACUCCAACCUGUUUUGCACAUAUACGUCCACUCUGCUGCAAGCCCAUUGCCACGCUGCUACACGCCAUUAGCCCCACACGGAUCUAGGCGUGAACCACCCAGCCACAUGGCUUCUCCUGAGCGCAACCACCUGUUAACCGCAAGCGGACCAAUGGCUGCUUCGACGGCUGACCCUACGACGCAGGACUGCCAGCUUCCAGCUGCGCAGGUGGAUCUUGACACAGUGGAAGGAAUAUUACAAACAUUUCUGCGAGAGUGCAUUGGCUCCAGCGCAAGUGUUCCCAGGGGCACUGCAGAAAGAAUUCUGGCCGUAUGGGAGGACUUAGAAGCUAUGGACGUGCUUUUGCACAUGCUAGUGUGGGGAGACGAUGAGGGCCCAGAAGUUGGAAGCUCAAGUCCUCGCGGUGAAAGAGAUUAUGCCCGAGAGUGGAUCGCGUACUACGUCCACCACCAUCGUCCAGAGCGCGUCGGCGAAGCCAGGCGCGCGCAAGGAGGGCGACGCGCAGCGCCUGCGAACCCCACUGUCGUGUCCAAGGUAAACGCAACCAAUAUCACGCAAGUCGAAGGCGCCGGCGAGCUUGUGCCAAUACUUCAGCGUUUCCUUAGCUGCCGCGGGGCUGGAGACAUUACGGCCACUGGACGCGAUGCCACAGAGAUAGCGCAGAUGUGGCAUGACACCGAUGCGUUAGGGAUCAAGCUGCGCACUUUGCUUCAAUCCGGGCUUUGUUUUGCGGACUGCGGUAUGCACGCCGCGCGGAGGCUGGCCAAGCAGUGGCGCAGUUUUCACGCUGUAGCUACCCAAGGGACAGGCGACAAAUUAGGGACGUGUUGCGAUUUUCCAAGCGCAACGAAAGCCCAACAGACACGUGAAGCGCAUGAGCGCAACCCAGAUGCCCCGAAGACGCCAAGGCCAAUGCCAACCUCUAGGGUUAAACGCCUGGCCCUUACUUCGGCCCCGUUGCGUCGCUUGCGUCAAAAGACCGCAGCUGCUGACGCCGCGCCACAACCCAGCAAGGCUACCCCAGUCUGCCACCAGUGCCAGGCGCAGCCACACACUGACAGCGACGACUACUACAACCUGAGUGUGAGGCUGCCCGUCAACACAGGGGCUGCUGAUUGGCGAAUGACAAAGGAAGCAGUAGUAAAGAACCUUGCCAAGCACUUCCGCCAGUACCCAACAGUUCCACUGCGACGGGAAUUUUGCGCGUCAGAUACCCUCGGAUAUUGCUUACCCAGAACGCACUGUGCAGUGGCGGGCUGCGAGUUUGAGGGCCACACAGAAAAGGACUUGGAAGAUCAUCUCCUUGUUCACUCCGCACUCUUGAUGCCUCUGACCCAAUUACUGCGCGCAGAAGCUGUCCCCCAGAAGGCAGCUUUGGGCCUUGCCUAUUCCCUGGUAGUCACUUGCAUUUGUCAACAGAGGCCCCCGGUAGCAAACCCGUCCAUUGACCGGCGAUGUUUGCGGCAGUUCCGAGAAGCGAUCGAAGACGCGGAGUUGGCCGAACUGGUUUGUUUCAUAUGCGCGCGCCGCUAUCCACACGUGCCGCGCAGCCCGCGCGCAAAUAUUUCUUGGCAAAAGCUGUCUGGGCCAAUGGAAACCAGUACAUUCUUCGGUUGCAGUCCCGCAGAGGUCGAGGCGCUCUUUGGCUUGGAGACGUAUUGCCGCACAUAUGUCCAUCAGAGCUCAACGCUGGCGCGAGAGGAGCUCUUGCGUGAACUGGAUGAUUGGACCUGUUCUGUCCAGUGUCAAGGAGAAACUGUGCGCGUGGUUUGCAACGCGACGACCUUUCCCUUACCUUGGGAGAGCCUGUUGAACCAUCUACAGGCCGCGACAAGCAACCCCGAAACCGGAAAACCUUUGCCACACACCGGCGCCGAGUUGCGAGAGUUUGUCUCCGUCAUACUCAAAACCCAAGACGAAGAGCCAGACAAAGAAGCGCUUAGCAAAUUCAUUCACCAAGCAGUGGUUCGACGGCAUGUUGUCGUGGACCUUAUCCUAGGCGCCAUGGGUCGAGGUCACAGAGGCUAUGUGCAUUUAGAAGAGGCUGCUGUUCGGAGGCGAGCUCAGCAAUUGCCGAUGGACGGGGUACCUCCAGAACUGGUUGCGCUCUUACCGCACGACAACAACCUAAGCAACAUCCAAAUACAAAAAGCUGCGGUCCCGAUACCAGAGUCAAACACAUUGAACGAUGUGCAGCUGGACUUCCAAAAAUUCUUCAAGCCCAACGCAGUAGUGAACGAAAAAACUGUGGGCGGUUUUCAGGAGCAAGAUGCUCUCAGCAAAGCUGCCUUGCAGCACAUUGCCUCUAUGGCAGGGCACGAUGAGCCAAAGAUGCAGGACCCAAGAAGCUCGCCGAAUGAUGCGGUUCGAAAUCCAAGCUAUGCCCACCAGCUGUUGUUCGUGCGCAUGUCCCGGACACGGGUGAGCGACCCAGUGCGACUGUCGCAUCUACACGUGGAUAUGGAUGCUGGUGCUCGGACAUGGCCACAGCUGGACGAAGACCGCCGCUUGUCGAUAUACGUGGAUACGUUUCGCCGAGCUUUACCGUCUUGGGAACAGAGACGUCAAGUCUUGGCGCGAGACCCACUCGCCCUACGUGAGAUUCUCUUAGCCACGCAGCGCGCGCAAGAUGCCCAGACAGGGUAUUGCGCUGAUUAUUGCUCUAAGAAUCAGCCGAUGGCCUUCCAUGAAAUCAAAGAGUUUCAAAAGGGCCACGCGCGUUUGCACAUGCAAUUGACUCAGAGCCCUGCCAGUGCAAACAUUGCGGCCAUCGGUCGCCGACAUGCGAUCCGUAUUUUGAACGAUUCAUACUGCAAAGGCAUCGUUCGUGGCCAGGUGGAGUCCGUGAAUCUGCGGGCCAAUCACUCAGAACACCAAAUCGUUCACAGCGAGCGGUUUAGCACCACGCGGUUUCAAGAGUUCCAUGGCCGCAACUUUCUGCAGGCGGUCACGUCUGCUUGCCCGCAAGAAGACCGCACGGCCGUCCCAACACUUUGGAAGCGCCAAGCAGGACCGCGCGCAAGACAUCUACGCGCAUGCGACCUUGGUCGCGCGUAUGGCAUGCGCCCAAAAGGGACGCUCGUGUGGCCACUCUCCCCGUACGAAUUUGUCACUUAUUGGGAAUUGAAGCCACUGCGAGCCCCACACACUUGGGCAGAGUGGCUGCAAGAGCCCCAGAGUUCCUGGCAGGUCACGCUGACAGAUUCUGGCGUAAAGAAGCUCGCAACGUCUCAAGAAACUGGAACUCCAGCGCAUCUGAAGCCUUGGGAAGAUUGUAUGUUGAAACCAUGGGACCAGUCGGGUGUGAUAUUUUUUGACGACGCAGCAGCCACGCGAUUCUUGCGGCACGCUUGGUACAUCCAACGUCGCCCGACGCCUGUGUGCCCCGUCUUUGCAAACAGUCCUGUCCCCCUGCAUUUGUCCGAGGAUCUCGAUCGCAGCGCGCUACUUGCCACUGCCUAUUUCCGAGCAUGGACCUUACACCGGCACGCGUGCGAUUCGACUGUGCCGCACGUGGCCCACCUCAAGGGUGCGAGUGCCAGUUGGGACGACAGUUUCCGACAGUGGCUGCUCCAGUUGCCAUGUGAAGAGACGAAGCGCUACAUCAACAACUUCCUCUCUGUCUACCGUGUGCGUUCAACGGAGAACGGGCUCGACAACAGCGAUGACUCGGGCGCUGACGAGCCUCUGGUAGUCGAUGCGUCAAACAUACAAAAAGCCCUCGCCACACAGCUUCCGCGCGACAGGGCAGAGCGAACCUCCACACUGCUAGCGCCUGACAAUCAUUUACAUAGCGCGCUAUCGCAGGCCGACGCUUUAUGGUCGUCUGCGGCCACAUAUUCAACAGCAGCGCGCAACGACUACGCGGCUUGCGAGGUCAAGGCCAUGCUCCGCGCAACGCGCUCCACCGCCCGACCUCCCCUGCGACCGUUCACGGCGCAGAUGGGCCCGUCGUUGCGCGCCUUGCCAGCAGAGAAUAUCCCAGCUCGCAUACAGGCAUGGUUAGCCGACCUAGCCGCAGAGACCAAACCGCAAACAAAGCGACGGUGUAAUUCUGAACAGUUUCUUUUUCUGCAGAGAGCAGCGGCUCGCGUCACAGAAGAACUACGCACAGAAGAGCACAGCGAGCGCGCUGCAAUCGCGAGUAGCCAACCCAUGCGAUGGGCUUUGCAUGGAGGCCCCGGCACCGGGAAAUCUUACGUUGUGCGUCUGUUGCGGACGGAACUGUUUGAACAGAUUCUAGGGUGGACGCACGGGAUUGAAUUCAAAGUUUUGACCCUGCAAGCCGUGAUGGCCGAUCAAGUGCAAGGGGACACGAUCCAUCACGGGGUGGGGCUGAAUAGUCGCAAUGACAAUGCCAUCAGCCUGUCCCGCUUGUUAGAUCUCCUCUCCGACGCCACGCGCUGGCGCUGGUUGGUAAUAGAUGAAAUUAGCAUGGUGAGCGCAGAACUGCUGGCGCGAUUGGAGCUGCGCUGUCGCGAGUUAGUUUGGGACGCAUGCCCGUCCAAGUAUGCGCAAAACUCCGCGGACGCUCGCCCCUUCGGCGGCUUAAACGUCGUGUUGGUUGGUGACUGGUGGCAACUGGAACCUCCAAAAGGCACGUUCCUUGCUAAUCUUCCGUUGCAAUGGCUCAGCGCCGGCGUCUCCAAGAAGCGACCUCACGCUGCGCAUGGGCAAGCCUUGCUGUGGGGUCAAUCGGGCGAGAGUAUUCAAGGCGUAACGCAGCUUGUUGAGUGCGAACGGACGCACGACAGGUGGUUGCAGGCGGUGCAAGAAGAAUUUCGCGCGUGCCAGCUUACAGAAACUACGCACGCAUUUCUGCACGGAAAGCCUACCGCUGUGCCAGGGAGUUGGACCCAAGGGGCUGUUGAGUGCGGCAACGCUGCGUGCGCCAAGCUCGCAGCCGACGGCGUGCCCCCAAGGUUAAUUUUACAGACCGAAUGCGCUAUCUGUCGGCGUGACCGGGCUUCCCGCGCGCGGGUCGCCGGUGACCCCGCCGAUCCCCGCUUCUCCACCGAGUUCGCAGGGGCAACGUGCAUUUUCAGCACGAAUGCACUCAAAUGCCACGUUAACAAGUUGCGUGCGCACCAAUUCGCCGCAGCCCACGGACAAGCACUCUUGUACGCAGUCGCAACCGAUCGCAUCAGCACCAAAGCCCUGAGCGCGAAGCCUGACUUGGCCAAAGAAAAACUCUUCUGGCUCCAGCGUCAUGACAAAGAGUGUGGAAAUUUGUAUGGCAUUUUGCCGCUUUGCGUGGGGUUACCCGUCGUGGCAACGGAGCACAUAGAUCGACGCCGAAAGAUCCUGCGUGGCUGCCGCGGCACAGUGGUGGGCUGGGCAGCCGUGCCAAGCGCAACAAUUGCCACAGGCACUGGCGCACAGAUCUGGCCUGAGUUGCCUGCGGCCAUAUACGUGCGUUUCGAAACAGAAUCGGCGUGGCAAUUGGACGACAACUUACUCCCGAAUGUGUACCCUGUGGCGCCUCUACGCUCUACCUGGCACUUGGACGGUGGCCGGCCAAACCCACAGCUCAGCAUCUCGCGUCGCCAAUUUCCCCUGGCGCCUGCGUUUGCCUCCACUGCGCACGCUGCGCAAGGUCAGACGCUCUGCCGAGGUGUGAUUGCGGAUUUGCUCAUUGGACCAAACGGCAACCCUUUCACUGCGUACGUGGCCCUGACCCGCGUUCUGGAUCGAUGGGGUUUGUUGAUUUUCCGCCCCUUCGAUCCGCGGCCUUUUCAGAAAGGUGUCCCUCUUGGGCGUGAGAUGCUCUUACGCGUCUGGCAACAAGAGCAUAUAGAUUGGGAAAGCAUCCGGGCCAAAUACCUUGAAGAACGACCGUGCGCGGAGUGCCGCGAACGGAAAAACAACAAAGCCUACAGCGCAGGGCAAUGGAAGCGCCCCGAUGACGCCCGGGUGUGCAAAGAAUGUGUGUGGCAACACGUCCAAAACAAUUGCCCGUGGCAGUGCGCUGUCUGCCGUCACUGGGGCCCGAAAGAUGCUUUUGCAGGGCAAGCGCAAUCCAACCCAGCCCGAACCUCCACUCGCAUAUGCGCAACCUGCGAACGGCGCAAGCCGUGCGCACGUUGCAAGCGAAUGCUGACGGAGGAUUUUUUUGGGAAAGCGGCCUGGAAGGCUCGCCAUGCCGACAGGCGCCUCUGCCAAGAUUGCGCGCGAAAGAUGAGGAGCGCUUGGACAUGUUCUGCCUGCUGCGAGCGAAAGCCCCUUGACGCGUACAGCGUGCACAACCGCCGGCACCCCAGUCGCUCCCACGGUCAUCAAGUGUGCAACGCGUGCGUGCAACGGCUGGCCCUUAAGCGCGUCGCUGUGGCGGCCAAUGUCCGCCUCGCCCGUCUCCGACAGAACGUUGCGUGCGCUGACCGCGCAAGAUUGAUGGCGGCCAUCCGAGAAGAAAUUAAUACUAUUGUGGGUGCAAGGCAGGCGGCUCAAAAGCAGUCUCCUGAGCUUGCGUCGCCCGCCAUGCCUCUCGAGUCACCUGCAGCCUCGUGGCCUCAACCGUCUGGCUCCAGCCAUCUCCAGCCCUCCCCCAGCGCUCGCACAUCGCAUUCGCGAUGGACUGGUGGACCACCGGCACGUUUGCGGACAGCAAUUUCGCGUCGCGUGUGGCGAAGUCCGAUCCAAAUCAUUUCCGCAUACCUGUCCUACGUGUGGGACAGUCGUUACCAGUAA
This is a messenger RNA of Durusdinium trenchii, 8400 nucleotides long. Lineage: Eukaryota; Dinophyceae; Suessiales; Symbiodiniaceae. The record is from the annotation of a GenBank genome assembly.